AUGCUUAGAUUGCCUUUGCAUUGUUAUUACUACCACGAGGAACAGCAACGUGGUAGUAGAAGUAGCUGUGGCGGUGGUAGUAGUAGUAAAGUUUGUAACUUUGAGCCGUUGUUUAAUCUUCUUGAGGAUGUGUUGAGUUCCGCUAGAGCGAUUCAGUUGGUAAUGCAUGAUGAUGCUUGUAAAGCUGUGUUAAUGGAGGAUCAUACAGCUAGGGAGGUUAGAGAGAUGGUCGGAGACGAAGGGUUUUGGAACGAGGUGGAGGCGGUUCACGGUUUGAUCAAGCUUGUUAAAGAGAUGGCUCGGAGGAUAGAGGCAGAGAAGCUUCUCGUAGGGCAAUGUCUCCCUCUAUGGGACGAGCUAAGAGCUAAGAUCAAAGAUUGGGACUCUAAGUUCAAUGUAGGAGAAGGACACGUGGAGAAGCUAGUCGAGAGGAGAUUCAAGAAGAGUUAUCAUCCGGCUUGGGCUGCUGCGUUUAUACUCGACCCUCUUUACUUGGUAAGAGAUAGCAGCGGGAAGUAUCUCCCUCCGUUCAAAUGUUUGUCUCCUGAGCAAGAGAAAGAUGUUGAUAAGUUGAUCACAAGGCUUGUGUCUAGAGACGAAGCACACAUUGCGUUGAUGGAGCUUAUGAAGUGGAGAACGGAAGGGCUUGAUCCAAUGUACGCGCGUGCGGUUCAGAUGAAAGAACGUGAUCCGGUUUCGGGUAAGAUGAGGAUAGCGAAUCCUCAGAGCAGUAGGCUUGUUUGGGAGACGUACCUUAGUGAGUUCAGGUCACUAGGGAAAGUUGCGGUGAGGCUCAUUUUCUUGCACGCCACUACUUGUGGGUUCAAAUGCAAUUCCUCGCUUUUGAAAUGGGUGAACUCGAACGGGAGGUCUCGUGCGGCUAUAGAUCGAGCUCAGAAGCUGAUCUUUAUAUCGGCGAAUUCGAAAUUCGAGAGGAGAGAUUUCUCGAAUGAGGAGGAUAGGGAUGCAGAGCUGCUUGCUAUGGCUAACGGUGGUGGUGAUGACCAUUUGCUAAAUGAUGUUCUUGCUGAUACAUCUUCGGUGUGA
Molecule: messenger RNA, 1047 nt
Organism: Microthlaspi erraticum
Lineage: Eukaryota; Viridiplantae; Streptophyta; Magnoliopsida; Brassicales; Brassicaceae
Source: the annotation of a GenBank genome assembly